Messenger RNA from Jaculus jaculus (lesser Egyptian jerboa), 1608 nucleotides. It is a transcript of the gene Cxcl11, whose product is annotated as C-X-C motif chemokine ligand 11. The coding region runs from base 67 to 369 and encodes 100 amino acids. Gene Ontology annotation, molecular function: chemokine activity; CXCR chemokine receptor binding. Gene Ontology annotation, biological process: neutrophil chemotaxis; antimicrobial humoral immune response mediated by antimicrobial peptide; inflammatory response. NCBI's taxonomy places the organism in Eukaryota, Metazoa, Chordata, Mammalia, Rodentia, Dipodidae. Gene Ontology annotation, cellular component: extracellular region. The record is from RefSeq and is a predicted model, not a curated record. The transcript is spliced from 4 exons.
GCUCAGCAUUACUCAUCCUCCAGAAGAGAAGCCAGCUGGAGCGGCAGCAGGAGUAGUGACAGGACCAUGAGUGGGAAAGCCAUGGCUGUGGCCUUGGUCACAAUACUCUGGGCUGUGACUGUUCAAGGCUUCCCCAUGUUCAAAGGAGGACGCUGUCUUUGCCAAGGCCCUGGAGUAAAUGCAGUGAAAGUGACAGAAAUUGAGAAAGCCUCAGUAAUGUACCGAACUAAUAGCUGUGACAGAGUUGAAGUGAUUAUCACCCUGAAAGCACAAAAGGGACAAAGAUGCCUGAAUCCCAGAUCAAAGCAAGCACAGCUUAUUAUAAAGAAAAUUGAAAGAAAGAAAUUUUUAAAACACUACAACAUAUGAAGCCCUGGAAAAGAAAAUAUGACCACUAACAAGUUUAACUGUGACUACUGAAAUAAGAAUUCUGCAAUUGAAAAUUUUCUCCUGACUGUUGGAAUACACAUCCAUGUACUUCUAGGUCAAGAACCUUCUAGGAGACUUAAUUAACUAUUCUGCUAUAAUUAUGAAAAGAUUUAUCUCUAAAAGUCAUGUGUCUGUACUAUGUUCUGUGGUUAGAAUGAAGACAGUAAAAUUUUUACUUGAACCUAGCCCUUUUGAAACAAAAGCAUCUAUAUAUGUAGUAAAACAUUCUCAAAUAAUUGUUCAUGCAAAUUGACAUUCCUUUCCCAAAAUAUUAUGUAGCAUAUAGAUAUAUAUAGAAAAGUUCUUAUCAUCAUCUUGUUUGCUUUGUAAAAGACUAAUUCAUGAAGUGUUCUGUGGAAAAUGUAUAAGCUAUGUGAACUGUGUCAGAACAAGUGUUUAAUCAUUGAAUUUAUAGCACUGGUCUUUUCUCCCUCCAUCUUUUUCCACUGAAAUGUUUUGUUUGUGUUUCCUAUACAUUUUGAUUUCAUUUGUUCUCAUCAGUGACAGUAGUAUCUUAAGUAGUUAUAAGAUCUGAAUCUAACCUUUGUCUUCACAGUGAUGACUGGUUGGUUACUUGGUGACAAGGUCUCAUUAUAUAGCCCAAGCUGUCCUACAACUCACUGUGUAGCCUACACUGGCCUUGAACUUGCAGUGAUCCUCCUGCCCCAGCAUCCUGAGUGCUGGGGUUAUUGGAAUGAGCCACCACUCCCAGCUCAAAUCUUUAUAAUGCUUUUUUUGUUAACUGUAUCUCUGUUCAAAUUCCAUAAUAUUUCUGCAAAUGGUAUAUUCCUUUAUUUCAAUUAAAUUUACAUGAAAAGCAAGUUUUCUCUAAUGUACAUGAGAAAUCAGUGUUACAUGUCAUUGAAAAAUAUAAAAAAAAUAUCAUUUUAAAAAUGCUGAUGUCUCAGUUGAAAGAGUGCUUGCCUAGCAUGCACUCUGAGCUCAUCAUGCCAUUUACAUUGAACAACUUCUUGGAAACCCUCGUACAGUGAAUGCAGAUACAGUUGCUUUGUGUCACACAAAGUUGCUAAAAAAGUGGAAAUGUGCUGAGGUGAAUUAUGGAAUUCUAGUUUUCCAUACAUCACAAUUUAGCUCUUCUUUAAAUUUUUCACAAUGAAAAAAACAAAUUGUCAAGCUGAAUGAUAAUAACACAAACUAUUAAACAGUAUCUGCUCCUUA